This is a messenger RNA of Anoplopoma fimbria (sablefish), 687 nucleotides long. Its product is annotated as ubiquitin-conjugating enzyme E2-17 kDa-like. Gene Ontology annotation, molecular function: ubiquitin conjugating enzyme activity. NCBI's taxonomy places the organism in Eukaryota, Metazoa, Chordata, Actinopteri, Perciformes, Anoplopomatidae. The transcript has 7 exons. Gene Ontology annotation, biological process: ubiquitin-dependent protein catabolic process; protein polyubiquitination. Gene Ontology annotation, cellular component: nucleus. The record is from RefSeq and is a predicted model, not a curated record. Bases 71 to 514 code for a protein of 147 amino acids.
AGCGUAGCUGUAGCUGACAGCUGUCAAAGGUAACACCAUAGCGUCGCUUAACCUCCCUGUAAGAUCUGCCAUGGCUCUGAAGAGAAUAAAGAAGGAGUUGCAAGACUUGGGGAAAGACCCUCCAGCUUCAUGUUCAGCUGGACCUGUAGGGGAUGACUUGUUCCACUGGCAAGCGACCAUCAUGGGACCGAAUGACAGCCCAUAUCAUGGAGGGAUAUUCUUCCUCUCUUACCAUUUUCCCACUGACUAUCCCUUUAAACCACCAAAGCUUUCCUUUACAACGAAAAUUUACCACCCAAACAUCAACAGCAAUGGUAGCAUCUGCCUUGACAUCUUGAGGUCGCAGUGGUCGCCUGCUCUUACAGUAUCAAAAGUUUUAUUAUCCAUAUGCUCCUUGCUAUGUGACCCAAAUCCAGAUGAUCCACUAGUCCCAGACAUUGCGCACAUCUACAAAUCAGACCGACCAAGGUACAACGAAUUAGCCAAAGAAUGGACUCGGAAGUAUGCGAUGUGAGGAACUAACAGCAACAAUGACGCAUCCCAGAACUCCUCAUAAUGUGACAGUACUGCUUCAACUGCUCAUCCACACUGGUUCUAGUUGAGGUGUUUUAUUAGCUUGAAGCACUUUCUCUACUCGGACUUUACUUGACUUAACUGUUUUUACUGUUUAUCUUAUUUUCCCCUUAA